AGCUGUUACUCGACUCGGGUCGAGGGCAUCAACCGAGCCUUGUUAACACCACAGGAAAUUCGAGACUCGGUAGACACAGAGCAUAACUCAGAUCUUCAAUAUGCUAUGCACCUAUUGCAGACUGCGAUGACUGGGAUCUUGCCAGACGGUUCCCAGACGACAACUCAAGCGAUAAACGCCAAUGUUUUGCCCAAUUACUGGCAUGCUAAUGUUGUAGGUAAUUUGCCUCGGGCAGGGGCAAGCAGACAUGUCGGGAAUCCGAAUGAUUAUUUCAUGGAUCGCUUUGGCUCUACCGGUAACCGGCAACCACUUCUACUCGCGGAUCGUGCCAUGAACCAGAACCGAGUGCAGCUUCUGGAUGCCACAAGGCGGAUUUCGCGUGCAGUGCCUCAACUGGCAAGAUUGCACAAUAUACAUCGCGAAUUUGACUUCAAUUGGUAUCAACAACGAACAGACCGAGCCAGACAGUGGGUCGAUGAACGGCUGGCACAGAUCUCGGCAGCGUACAGUCAAGCUUCCCCCCAGCUUGCAAAUUACCAGACUGUAACGGCGGCAGUGGCUCAAUUUCGAAAGGAACUCACUCACAUAAAGCCACCGCCGAAGAACCCAAAGAAG
Messenger RNA from Fusarium vanettenii 77-13-4, 615 nucleotides. RefSeq lists its product as uncharacterized. The transcript is spliced from 3 exons. The annotation marks the transcript as partial. The record is from RefSeq and is a predicted model, not a curated record. Lineage: Eukaryota; Fungi; Ascomycota; Sordariomycetes; Hypocreales; Nectriaceae.